This is a messenger RNA of Amphimedon queenslandica, 2051 nucleotides long. RefSeq names its product glucose-6-phosphate exchanger SLC37A2-like. The transcript has 21 exons. The record is from RefSeq and is a predicted model, not a curated record. NCBI's taxonomy places the organism in Eukaryota, Metazoa, Porifera, Demospongiae, Haplosclerida, Niphatidae. The coding region runs from base 16 to 1863 and encodes 615 amino acids. Gene Ontology annotation, molecular function: transmembrane transporter activity. Gene Ontology annotation, biological process: transmembrane transport.
GGGCGCAACGCGCGCAUGCCCUUCAGCCCUUGCGCUAGGCUGGACGUACGCCGCAGCAACUUACCUUAUCUUAACGUCCUGAAGAUUUCUUCAGUGGAGCUGCUUGCAAGUGCAACCAUAGAUACAAUGGACAAAGACGAAAAAAGCACUCUCUCCGACGGGCCAUCGAAGAAAGAUCAGCAUCCUAAAGGGAAAUUAAACACUGUGCCUUUAGGAGCUCGGCUUUUAAGCUAUUGUGGCAUCUUCAAAAUCUUUCCAACUAAGAGCUAUCGGCUCUACAUUCUAAUACUGACAUUCAUAUGCUAUGCAUCAUAUCACAUGUCAAGGAAACCUUUCAGUGUUGUAUCAAAUGUUCUAGCUCCAGGAUGCAAGCACCAUCACAGUGGAGGAGGAGGAGGAGAGAAUAAAAGUCACUUUGAAGACUUUCUUUUUCUGGGCGGCAACAAUAGUGUUUCCAGUAACGAAUCAUGUGAAUACAUUGAUGGAUGGCCACCAUUUAAUGGUAGCUAUUGCAAGACUGUUAUUGGAGCUGUAGAUUAUGCUUGGUUAUUCCCUUAUGCUAUUUUCAUGAUUGCAAGUGGGUUUAUAGCUGAUCGUGUCAAUUUACGCUAUUUUCUAACUGCUGGAAUGAUGGGGUGUGGUAUUCUUGUAGGUCUACUAGGCGUCUCCUACUUUGCUGGGAUUCAUUUUCUUCCUUUUUUCAUCAUUGUACAAGUUUUUGUUGGAAUUUUUGAGUCUACAGGUUGGCCAGCUAUAGUAGCAGUAAUGGGUAACUGGUUUGGUAAGAAGAACCGUGGCUUGUUAAUGGGUAUAUGGAAUGCCCACACAUCAGUUGGUAAUAUGCUGGGAAAUACAGUUCCUUCAAUAUGGGCAAAGCCUUGUCAUGAUUGGGGAUGGUCUUUUCUGGUUCCAGCAUUUGUAAUGAUUUUUGUUGGAUUAUUGAUGUUCUUCUUCCUAGUUCUUGAUCCCAAGGAUGUUGGCUUACCACCUCCUGAACAUCACCAGGCCAGGGAAGAACCUACAGUUAAGCCUUUGAAUGAUCCCAAAACAAGUGAAGGAAAAGAGGAAUCUAAAUCGUCUGAUGAAGAGCAUCGUCCUCUUUUAGGUUCUAUCCAAAAUGGUGGCAAGCCAAAAGCAAUCAGUUUAUGGAGAGCUGCACUUAUUCCUGGUGUGAUAGAGUUUGCCUUAUCUCUGUUCUUUGCAAAAAUGGUUGCUUACACUUUCCUCUUUUGGCUACCAUACUAUGUCAGAUAUCACACCAUUGGUGGACGCUACAUUGGAGAUCAGAAAGCUGAUUUACUAUCAAAUCUUUAUGAUGUUGGAGGGAUUGUUGGAGGUAUAGCUACUGGUGCUCUUUCUGAUGUCAUCAAUGCAAGAGCUGUAUCAUGUGUCAUAAUGAUGUACCUUGCUGUACCAACUCUGUUUGCCUAUCGCUUUGCUGGUGGCAUAUCACUUGGGACUACCAUUGCUCUAAUUCUAUUUUGUGGUCUAUUCAUCAAUGGUCCUUAUGCUCUUAUCACAACUGCUGUCUCUGGAGAUCUUGGCACACAUAAGUCACUGAAAGACAAUCAGAAAGCUAAAGCAACAGUAACUGCCAUCAUUGAUGGCACUGGAUCCCUGGGAGCUGCUCUUGGGCCACUAGUAACUGGUUUUAUAUCAGACCAGUUUGGAUGGGAUAGUGCCUUCUAUGUUCUAAUGGGCUCAUGUUUCAUUUCUUCACUUAUGUUAACUAGACUGGUCAUAAGUGAAGCAAAGUAUUUCUAUUGGAAAUUUUAUUCAAAGAGUCAAAAAAUAAGGUCAUUUCAUGCAAGUGCAAGGAAGAUCUUAGGACCUGUUCUACCGCUGUGUGAAAAGUGCUGCUGAUUCGAUAAAGCUAACAUUACUUUAGCUAUAAGACUUAUUAGUUAGGCGUGCCUGAAUAAAAAAAAAACUCUAUUUUUUUGGUAGCAUCAUUUAUAAGCUGCAUUAUAUAGGCUGUGUGGAUCUAUUUUUGACCUCGUUUUUGACAUAGUGAAUAGUUUUAACAUAGAUAAUAUUAUCUAUGGUUUUAA